Molecule: messenger RNA, 2112 nt
Organism: Annulohypoxylon truncatum
Lineage: Eukaryota; Fungi; Ascomycota; Sordariomycetes; Xylariales; Hypoxylaceae
Product: dipeptidyl peptidase
Exons: 7
Coding region: 1-2112 (703 amino acids)
Biological process (GO): proteolysis
Molecular function (GO): serine-type endopeptidase activity
Source: RefSeq, a predicted model, not a curated record
AUGACGAUCAUGGCCACCAAAUUCACCCCGGAGGUGCUCCUCUCCGCGCCACGCCGCAGCGCAGCCUUGCCCAAUUCCGCCGGCACCCUCGCUCUAUUCUCCGUAUCCCAGUACUCUUUCGAGUCACACUCUAGGAGUUACGCUAUCAAGGUCCUGGAUAUCGAGACUCGCCAGUCAACUCAGUUAUUCGAUGACUCGGCUUAUUCCGAGCCCACCUGGAUUUCGGAGAACGAAUUUGUGUUACUGAAGAAUGGAGAAUCUACCACAUCUCUGGUCGUAGCUGAUGCAACCAAGCCUGGAUCGGAUCCUUACGAGAUUACUACAUUUAACACUUCAGUGUCCAAUAUCAAGGCAAAAGACAUCGGUAAUGGCACCGUAGCCUUUGCUUUGACAGCCCCGACCACGCCUUCGGGGGAUAUUCUAGAUCAGACAAACGAGGCCAAGCCUCAGUCAUCAGCCAAGGUCUACACCAGCCUAUUUGUACGCCACUGGGACUCGUACGUAUCCAAGAACAGGCAGGGACUCUUCUACGGAGCGCUGAAGAAAGAGGGUGGAUCGUUCAAGCUGCAGGGUCCGGGCCUAGUAAACGCGCUAGCAGGCACGAGGCUGGAGUGUCCAGUGCCGCCCUUCGGCGACGCCAACGACUACGACAUCGGGAAGGAAGGGAUCGUAUUCGUGUCGAAGGACCCGGACCUGAACCCGGCCCUGUGGACGAAGACGGACCUGUACUAUGUGCCGCUGAAGACCUUCACCGAGGCCAAGGCGCCGCUCCCGCAGGUCGUCAAGACGGGCGAGUUGCAGGGCUACGCGGGCGUCCCCGUCUUCUCGCACGACGGGACCAAGGUCGCGUUCAAGCGCAUGCGGCACCGCCAGUACGAGUCGGACAAGUGGCGGCUCCUGCUGGUCCCCGACGUCAAGGACCUGAGCAACGUGCAGGAGUUCUACAAGACGGACGACGGCGAGGGCGGCUGGGACCUGCGGCCCGAGGGCAUCGUGUGGAGCAACGACGACGAGGAGCUGUACGUCACGGCCGAGCAGCACGGCCGCCAGAUCCUGUUCAAGCUCCCCUCGAGCCCGCUGAAAGCCAAGGAUCUGCCGCAGCCGCUGACGAAGGACGGCGCCGUCGGCGACUUCUACAACCUGUCCAAGGACGACGGCCGUCUCUUCUUCACGUCCACAUCGCUCAUCGACAACUCCGCGUACUCGAUCCUCGACCCCAGCUCGAAGGAACAAGGUCUCGUAUCGUCUAGCUCUAAGGAGGGCAAGUCGUUCGGCCUGACCAGCCGCCAAGUGGACGAGUUCUGGUACAAGGGGGCGGGCGAUUACCAAGUGCACGCCCUGGUGAUGAAGCCGUCAAACUUCGACCCUAACAAGAAAUACCCCUUGGCGUUCCUGAUCCACGGCGGGCCGCAGGGGGCGUGGGGACAGAGUUGGAGCACGAGGUGGAACCCGGCCGUGUUUGCCGAGCAGGGAUACGUUGCUGUGAUGCCGAACCCGACUGGCAGCACCGGAUACGGACAGGCCUUCACUGAUGGGAUUGCUAACGAGUGGGGUGGACGACCCUACAACGAUCUGGUGAACGCCUUCGAGUACAUCAAAGACAAUAUCCCCUACAUCGACACGACCAAUGCCGUGGCCCUAGGUGCCUCGUACGGAGGCUACAUGAUCAACUGGGUCCAAGGCCACCCGCUGGGCCGCAAGUUCAAGGCGCUCGUCUGCCACGACGGCAUCUUCAGCACCAUGAGCAACUGGUCGACCGAGGAGCUCUUCUUCCCCGUCCACGAGAUGGGCGGCGCCCUAUGGGAGAACCGCGAGGGGUACGCGCGCUGGGACCCCGCCGCCUUCGUCGACGAGUGGGCCACGCCCCAGCUCAUCGUUCACAGCGAGCUCGACUAUCGCCUGCCUAUAUCGGAGGGUUUGGCCGCGUUCAACGCGCUCCAGACGCGCGGUGUUCCGAGCCGGUUCCUGAUGUUCCCUGACGAAAACCAUUGGGUUCUGAAACCCGAGAAUUCUCUGGUCUGGCAUAAGGAGGUACUGGGUUGGAUCAACAAGUACACUGGCCUAGACACCGCCGGACUAUCGAACGAUACGGAGAACUUGAGCUUGAAAUGA